Ruditapes philippinarum (Manila clam) is the source of this 615-nucleotide messenger RNA. RefSeq names its product neurotactin-like. NCBI's taxonomy places the organism in Eukaryota, Metazoa, Mollusca, Bivalvia, Venerida, Veneridae. The record is from RefSeq and is a predicted model, not a curated record. Bases 1 to 459 code for a protein of 152 amino acids. The transcript has 4 exons.
AUGGUUUUAUGGAAACAUGAAAAUUGUUUUACAAAGUGGGGUUUUCAGCAAAAUAUACGAAAUUUCGGCGGAGAUUCGAAUCAGGUAACAGUUUUUGGACAAAGUUCAGGAGGAACAGCAAUAUUUGCCUUGCUUGCGUCACCUCAGUGUAAAGGUCUUUUCCAUAAAGCAUGGCUUUUAUCAGCUUCACCUGUGUUAAACAAAACUGCAUCAGAAGCCUAUGUUGACAACGAAGCUUUUCUUGCAAACGCAAAUUGUUCUGACAUUGACUGUAUAUACGCAAUGUCGUCUGCGGAAGUGACGUUUGCGGUUCCGUGGAUGAAAUAUCCAUAUUGGGCAAUGCUGGACCAGGGGGACUUGCCUACUAAAUAUCAUUUUGAUGGAGCGAUCGCAGUUGUUGAUGGUAACGUGAUCGUUGAAGCACCAUUUGAUGCCUGGGCGAACGGGAAACAUUAUUGAUGUACCUUUACUCAUUGGGUCUUGUGCAAAUGAAAUAGACUACAACCCAAGCGACAUGACUAUUAACAACUGGACAUGGACUCAAUAUGAAAAUCAUGUCAAUGAAACGAUAGGAACAUUUGGUCGCCUGGUUCUACAAACAGCCCUUAAACUGUA